GGAAGUUCAUAUUUGUUAAUAAUUAAUAGUUCAAACGAUUGCUACCACUAUCGACAAUAUCGAAAAGUGAAUGUAGCGCAGACAUGAACCAAAAUUGAAAAAUGGACGUAGCACGGAAGUGAACCAAUUGGCUGUUUUAUCCUGCCUGAAAAUGGACGUGACCUUGUAGUUUCAAGCCGCCGUAAAAUGGACGUAGAGGCGCUGCUGUACAGGACUGAGAGCUAUCGUACGAAAAACGCCGGGAUGGCCGCUCUCAGGGUUCUGUCUGUUAAUAACUUUAUAACAUGGCUCAAACGUAUGACAGCUAUUACAAUGAUUAUCAUAAAAAUAAUGAACUACAAUUAAAUUUGAAAUAUAAGAAAAAGUAUCGAAAACUCAAGAGGAUUGUAAAAAAUACGGUCUUUGAAAACGCAGCUCUAUGCGAUCAAGUUGCACAUAUGCAAGAAAAUCUCAUGGUCGUUAAAGAAGAGAGAUUGUUUCUUCUACGCAAAUUGUGUCAACAUCAGGGAGAAAUGGAAUCAAACUCUAUGAUAGCACGUUCACAGUCAAAUAAUAUAAAUUCACCAUCAUUUAACCCAGAAUGUGCUACUCCAAAAAAAACAGUAAAAAAGAAGGCUCCUACAGAUGGAUCAGAAUCAAAAAAUAAGACUAAAAGAUAUAACAAAACUGCCAGAAGAGUAGUGCAAUUAAUUCCAUUAGAUGUACAUGGAAGGCCAAUAUUUCCCAUAGCCUUAGGAGAUCUCACAAUAUAUUCUCUUGGUGAAGUGGUAUCAGACAGAGUAGCAUAUCACACAGAAGAGCUUAUAUUUCCAGUAGGCUAUUGUAGUACAAGAGUAUACGCCAACUUAAGAGAUCCAAGGACAAAGAGCUUAUAUACCUGUAAAAUAUUAGAUGGUGGACCAAAACCUAGAUUCGAAAUAGUAUCUGACAAUGACUUGGAUCAACCAUUAGUCGGAAGUAGCCCUGAUGAGUGCCAUUCAAAACUUUUGGCAGCAAUUUCUCCAGUGCUUUGUUCAAUAGCACCAAAGGGUGCAGAUUUCUUUGGGAUUUCUCAUCCUACCAUACAGAAUUUAAUACAAAGUUCUCCUGGAACUCGCAAAUUAGCCAUGUACAAACAACAACGUUUUGAAGUAAGCAAAAAUCACAUCAUUGAACGAGCUACAAGUCCAGUAACAGAAAUGGAAACUGAUCCAGGACUUGGUUUCGCGGCUUUACACAGGCAUUAUGCUUUAAAUUCUUAUAGAGUAAAGGAAGAACCUUCUGAUCAUGAUCUACUAGCACUUCAAGAUCUCCUUGCAUGAUUACUAAUAUUAUAGAUCUAACACAUACAUAUAAUUAAAUUUACUUCAAAAUUAAUAAAUAAAAUUUUUCACAUAUCUAUAAAAUAUAUUUAAACAAAAAAAAAA
Molecule: messenger RNA, 1406 nt
Organism: Cataglyphis hispanica
Lineage: Eukaryota; Metazoa; Arthropoda; Insecta; Hymenoptera; Formicidae
Product: transforming growth factor beta regulator 1
Exons: 5
Coding region: 285-1301 (338 amino acids)
Biological process (GO): regulation of cell cycle
Cellular component (GO): nucleus
Source: RefSeq, a predicted model, not a curated record